AUGAAAAUAUCUCAUUUAUCUAAUUAUUCAUAUGAUGAAAUCGAAGAACUAUUGAAACGUGAAGGACUUGAUCAACGAUUUCAAUUAAGUUAUGAACAUGAUAAAAAAAUUGGUUCAACAUGUCAAGUUUAUUAUGCAUAUGAUUUAUUACACAAGGAUCAACGACUUGUUGCCCUAAAAUUUAUACGUACAGAUUUUAUUGAUAGUUUUGUUUCAUAUGAUGAUUUAUUAAAUUUACAACGAACAAAAAAUUGUUUAUAUAAACCUCAAACUGUUAUUUAUAAUCGUCGUUUAAAAAAUUUUGAUAAUUAUAUUCCUAUUGAACAAUAUAUAGGUGAAGUUGGACGUAUAUGUCCACAUUUACCAAUACCACGUUGUAUUGAAAAUGGUACAAAACAUCUUAAAACAUCUAAUGCUUAUUUAAUUGCAUUUGAAUAUAUUCAUGGACGAACUGUUUGGGAAAAUUUAGUUCGUACAGAUUUUAAAUUUUUAAAUGAAUAUCAAGCACGUACAUUUGUACGUUUAUUUAUUGAACAACUUUUAAUAUUAUUAAAACAUCAUAUUAUUCAUUGUGAUUUAAAUGGUUGUCAAAAUUAUUAUUAUAAAUUAUAUGAUGAAAUUGAUUCAUCAAAACAAAAUUAUGAACAAUGGUCAUCAAGUGAAGAUGGUGAAGAUGGAUAUUCAAGUAUGAGUGGUAAUAGUAGACAAUCAUCUAUGGAUGAUCUUGUUUCUUUAUCAUCUUCAUCACAAUUAACAUUUAUUGAUUUUGGUUGGUCAAUAUGUACAGCUGAUUCGGAUAAUGAUCGACAUGAAAUCUUAUUACAAACACUUCAAAGUUUAUUCGAACGAACUCCACGUAUUGUACAAUUAUUUGCUGGUCGUAAUUAUUGGGAUUUUCGUCGAGCCAUAGAAAGUCGAACACAAGGUCUAAAAGAAUUACUCGAUCAUCCAUGGUUAACACAAGGUGAUACAAUAAAUAAAAAUUAUUUGUAA
Messenger RNA from Rotaria sordida, 993 nucleotides. NCBI's taxonomy places the organism in Eukaryota, Metazoa, Rotifera, Eurotatoria, Philodinida, Philodinidae. The record is from the annotation of a GenBank genome assembly.